This is a messenger RNA of [Torrubiella] hemipterigena, 2358 nucleotides long. NCBI's taxonomy places the organism in Eukaryota, Fungi, Ascomycota, Sordariomycetes, Hypocreales, Clavicipitaceae. The record is from the annotation of a GenBank genome assembly.
CCCGGUCGCCACUUUCGCACCCGGUCGACUUUUCAACCAGGGGCACGCCAGUUCCCAGUCAAGGGCAAAAAAGUACAAAACUUCGAAAGGCCCCAGUUUCUCCACUCUCCCAGAAACACCACCAAAGCUGCGUCCAACGAGCCUCACAAAAAAUCCACUUCGCAGCAACGACGCCGCUUUUUUUUCUACACCUUUUCGCGUGGCCCAAAACUACAUUCGCUUUACCAGGAAUACCAAAUCUUGAUCUCGGACACAUAUCGUCUCGAUUUCGAACUCUCCUUUCCUCUUCUAGAUUCCAACUCUGAAAAAAAUUUCCCCUACCGCGUCUUGUUUGUCGCCACGGACGUGACGAGCGACAUUGGACCGAAUCCGCCUCUCCAACCGCAACACCACAACCACACCUUCAAAAGUAAUUUUACCGACGCGUUUCCGCGCGCAUCAAGAUGGACGGCUCUCAGUACCCCUCCAAUGGCAUAAACGGCACCUCUACACCGCACGCCUACCCUUCUCCCGCCGCGUUCGAGUCUCCUCUCCCACAGAGCCUCCCUCCUCUGCAGCCCUCCACUACGGCGAUGCAGCCGCUCUAUGGCAGCCACCCACACACCCCGCGCACUGCGCCGGGUACUCCCAACACUCCCAACUCGGCCAACUUGCCUCCUAGCUAUCCUCAGCCUUCUCAGGGUGGUGGCCGUGGUGUCUACUCGAUGGCCCAGAACCCGUACCCUCCCCACCCUAGCUACGGCUCCAGUGGUAUGAUGCCUCAGUCUUCUGGCGGCCCUCAACCCAUUGCGCCCGCUCCCGCUGGUGGGCGUGCUCCUCCUAUUCUUCGUCCCAUGCCUCCUGGUGGCAUCGUCGGUCAACCCGGCAUGUCCUCUCCCUACGGCGCUUCCAUGAUGCAGCCUGCUGGUGUCUUGGGUGAGAGCGAGCAGCCCACUCAUGUUGUUGGCUCCCAGGGCCGUCGUGGUAUCCUGCCCAGUGCGCCUGGCCGACCUGCUGCCCCUGCCGCUGGUUCCAAGAACACCGUCAUCCCUGUUAAGGAUGCCGAUGGCAAAUUCCCCUGCCCUCACUGCACCAAGACGUACCUGCACGCUAAGCACUUGAAGCGUCACCUUCUCAGACACACUGGUGACCGUCCUUACAUGUGUGUUCUGUGCCGCGACACUUUCUCUCGUAGUGAUAUUCUCAAGCGCCACUUCCAGAAGUGCUCCAUUCGCCGCGGUAACCCUACCGGAGCCAGCCACCUCUCUCACCCCCAGGCUCACGUUAAGAAGAACGCCCAGGCUCAGAAGGCUGGCGGCAUGGGUGGUGAGGGUGACAUGAACCAGCUUAACGGGCUGAACGGCAUGCCCACCAACGGCAUGGUCCACCCCUUUGGCAUGGUCCCCGUUCAGGAUGUUAACGGCAACGGCGCCAAUGGUGAUCGCAGAAACAUGGCUCCCGUAAUGGGCGGCUCCCAGCCUUACGAGGGCGAGGUUGCCGGCUCCAUGAACGGACAGCAGAUGCCACCAUACGGUGUCCAGCCCUACAUGGGCUCCAACUCGGGCCAGCAGUCCAACCUCGACUGGUCCCAGAUGUUCCAUGACCGCAACCAGAACCGCGCCUAAAUGCGCUAUCGCGGCGUUAUUGAUAGCUGAUGUUCGAAACCCCGCAUCUGCAGCUGCCAAUCAAUUCGAUCCGAGCAGCGCUGUGCCCGACUUUGGCGCUCUUAAUAACGAACUCACCAAGUUUUGCUCUGGUGUACUUUUGAGUGGGGUCGCAUCUGGUCGGCUCGAUGCUGCCGAACCCUGUGCCGUGAUCCACUCACACUGGAUUUAACUCAAGGUUAUGCAGGCGGGCUCUUAUGACCGCUGCUGUUUUUAUAAAAAAGGGAAAAAAACACGAAAGAGAAAUACAAAAUUAUGCGAAAAAAGUUGAAAAUAGGGAAAGUUUCCUACGAUUGAGGACACAUUCGGAGGCGUUGCGACUUGCUUUGUUAUAAUGUCGGUUUUGGUGCUUUUGAUUUUUUACGCUUCGCAAUGUACGUUUCGCCCGAAGCACGUUACAGGAUGGGAGGGGGAUCAUUUUACUCACGAUGCGGAGGGCCGCUGCGCAGUACGCACUCCUGCUUCUGGCUGCUUCAGGCGGCCGUCUAUCGAUGUGAGUCGGUACAGGUGGAUUUUUUGGUUUGCCAUUGCAUUUCAUUUUACGGAAUAGACGGGAAGUGGAGUUAAUCCUUUUACGACUCGGUUUUGCGUGUUUUUUUUCUUAGACUUUUCGAUCACGAUAGAGACGGAGGUACAAACUGGCCAUGAUAGGACUCUCGGUUAUUGGCUCAUCGCCCCGUGGCCUGGGCCGGAUCAAAAGAUAUGCUUUACUGUU